Molecule: messenger RNA, 3323 nt
Organism: Macrobrachium nipponense
Lineage: Eukaryota; Metazoa; Arthropoda; Malacostraca; Decapoda; Palaemonidae
Product: sphingosine kinase 2-like
Exons: 9
Coding region: 126-1796 (556 amino acids)
Biological process (GO): sphingosine biosynthetic process; phosphorylation
Cellular component (GO): membrane; intracellular membrane-bounded organelle; cytoplasm
Source: RefSeq, a predicted model, not a curated record
GUGUGUCUGAGUGAAACGCAUCUCUCGCUCAGUUCAGCCAUCAGCUGAUCGCUGUCAGCAGCAGUGAACGGCUCCUGCCAAACAAACUUCUGUCUUCUUCGUUCAAUCGCAAUACAGUGACUGCCAUGGAAGCACAAUCUGGGAACGACUUGUGGUGCUUGACGGCAUCGUUUAAACAGUACAAGGUUAAAAACGAAGGAUAUUUCUUGGAAAUAAGUGCCAGGGGUCUGACUGUUGUGAGCAACGAUGGAAAUAUGCCAAAAGAGUUUUACGAGCCCUCCGAUCUGAUCGGUUGCGUUUGCAUGCGAUCGGGCCCCGAGGAACCCAGGAAACACCUGGCCUUCUUUACCAUCUACGCCUAUCCGUUUGCUUCGUUAUCCAGGAAGAAAAAGAGGACGAGGGUCUCCCUUUCGUUCGUAGUGGACAAGGAGGACACGUACGAGAAGAAUUUGGCCAUUGCCAACGAGUGGAGAUCCGCCGUGUACUCUGCGAUUCGGGGAAAGGGACAUACUAGGAGUAGCAUCAACAGAAGGAAAAAACUAUUGAUUGUUAUCAAUCCCAACUCAGGACCUGGAAAAGCCCAUAGAAUUUACAAAAAACAGGUAGCUCCUAUUCUUGGAGAGGCUGAAGUACCUCAUGAAGUUCUCAUUACUAAAGCAGCAAAUCAUGCUUUGAAUUUGGUCAGAAGUAUGGAUCUUGAUCAGUAUGCAGGCUUGGUGAUUGUCUCAGGAGAUGGCUUACUUUAUGAGAUAUACAAUGGGCUCUUAUCCAGACCAGACUGGGAUAAAGCUAUAGAAUAUCCAGUUGGAGUGAUUCCUGGUGGAUCUGGGAAUGGUUUAGCUAGAUCACUGGCUCAUUAUUUAGGUGAACCUUACCUGGCAAAUCCUGUCUUGGUAUCUACGCUUAAUCUUGCAUAUGGAUAUACUUCACCAAUGGACCUUGUACUUGUUCACACUCCUGAUGCCCAAAGGCUGUCUUUCCUGUCAAUUGGCUUAGGAUUACUUUCUGAUAUAGAUAUUGAAAGUGAGAGGCUAAGAAGCAUUGGAGAGUCAAGAUUUGCUCUGUGGGCCAUUGCACGGAUUGCAAACUUGCGAAGAUACCGUGCUAAGUUAUCAUUCAGGCGCUUACAUAAGGCUUUGGUGAAUAACAAUCAUAAAAGACAUAAAAUACAGCGGUCCCAGACAGUGGAGGAAGAACCUUAUACAGAAAGUAGAGAAGAAGGGGGUCAACUGUCUAGAAGUCACAGUGUUACACAAGUAGAAGAGGACGAGUUUGAUAUGAAUGCCUCUCUAGUCAAAGUAGACCCAGUUAAAGCAGGAGAAAAUUCUGAAGAUGACUUCCUGUUGAAUGGAAAACCAGAGUAUGAGAAACAAGGUGACGAAUUCAGUAAAAACAUCACUGCGCAACUACAAGGUGGAUGCCAUAUGCCAAAGCUAGGAGAAUCAUUGCCCAAUGACUGGGAAACUGUUGAAGAUGACUUUAUCAUAAUAUAUGCAGUUUAUCAGAGUCAUAUUGGAACUGACGUAUUUCUUGCUCCAAAUGCGGCUUUGAAUGAUGGCAUCAUUUGGUUACUUCUAGUCCGUGGAGAUGCUACUAAAUCCAGUAUUACCAAAUUCCUGCUUGGAAUGGAUGGAAGUCACAUAAAUAUUCCAGGGGUAGAAAUGAUACCUGUGGAAGCCUUCAGGGUGGAACCCUCAGGGAAAUCUGGAUAUCUCACUGUAGAUGGUGAAGUCAUUCCAUGGGGCCCUUUGCAAGCCCAAAUACUUCCAAGUAAAGGGAGAAUAAUCACUCGGUGAUGUACUGUAUUAGCCACAUAUACUUCUUAUGCAUCUUGCACUGUCAAGAAAGUAUUUUGAAAGGUUCUAUAAAUUUCAAGCAGGGUGAGCCUGUCUCUGGCAGUUUUUUUAAGUAAUUUUUUUAGUUGUAUUUACUAUAACAACAUAAUGCUCAACUCUAAGGGCAAACAUUCCUUUUACAUUUGUUGUGAUAUUAAUUUUUGAAAGCUGGGAAAAGAUUUUGUUACAAAUCCAAGCAUGAACUUAAGGUGUAUUUUCUAGUAUUUCUAGUAUAUAAUAUAUGUAUGUAUAUUUGUAAUUACCGUAUUAUACUAUAUUUUUUACUGUCAUAUUAACUUACUUAAGGUAGUACUAGGUUAUAGAAUAUGUAUUUAUUAUGAAUCAUAAAAAUUUUCUCAUAAGUUUGCAAGGGUACAUUGUAUUUGGAUUUAUGAGGGCAUUGGAACCAUCCAUUUUCAGAAGCUCAUCUGAAAUUUGGUAGCAAUUUUCAUUCAUGUAUGUUGAACCAUUUUAGAACUGUUGCAAGUAGUAUCACAGGGUGUUUUAAGUGUUAAUUUGUUGCACAUUCCUUUUAAUAUAGUUAUACAUUUUUUUAUCAGUGGUAAUUCAUUGAGAGAAUGUAGCUAUAUAUUAAAAGGAAGUUUAGCAAAUGAGCCAUUCUGGUUUUAAUUGUUUCUUAUUUGUAUUUAUUAAUCAUAUUUCAUUGGAUGAAAGAACAAAAUUAGCAGGUAAUUUACAAUAGAACUUUGCUUUUACUGUAUUCUUUGAAUUGUAUUUUGCAAUAAUACCAUAGCUGUGAUUGCCAUUUUGCCAACUAUUUUCUCCGUAGUUGUAAAUACUGUAGCUACUUUUUAGGAUAACUUUAAAUUUACCUUUACAUGUAGUGUAGUUAAGCAGAUAGCUUGACAUGGCCUGGAAGGGUUCCUUCAUAAAACAUUUUGUUACAUAAAAUUCCCUCAGGAAUGAGUUGCUCUCAAGUUAUAUCUUAAAAGAAAUUAUUAGUGAAGUGUGCAAGUAAUCCAUGAGGUUCUACAUAAACUUAAGGGUUUUUGCCAUGCUGGUUUCAUGGACAUCAAGUUGUUGGCCAGUAGUUUCCAAAGUAUAAUACAAAUGAUAGGUUCAUACCUCCAACUUGAUCCUGGAAUAAACCUGAAAUAUGUAUCUUUUAUCAUGAUACAAAGGUAUGUAGUUCCAAAGUAUUUAUUGUUUUUACAUCAUAAUAUGUAUGGUUGUUGUCCAUCAAUCUCUGAUAUACACUGAAUGAUUAUUUAGAGAUUAGCAUAUGAUUUAGUUUCAUAAAUUUUUGACAAUCUGUAACAUUAUAACCAUAGUUUUUAGCACAAUUUUUUAGUCUGUUCUUCAAGAUACAGAUACCAAUUAUAUGUUUUGGAAUAUCAUGCUUAUGCUAUAAUCUAUUCUUUAUCUGUAUUGAUUUUCUGUUAUACAUUGUUAAAUCACAUAAUCUAAUAUCAUGGUCUUAUUCAGAAAAAUUCUGUUCUUUUAUCAGUAAAAUAUAAAAUUUUUAAA